AUCUAUCGAUAUGUUAUCAGUUUGUGACAUGAAGUAUUAAAAAUAGAUAUUACAUACAAUACCAAACCUUCUUGACAGCAAAAAGGAGAUGAAAAAUAAAAAAGCAAAGCAAAUAAGUGAUUUCAAGUAAAAAGUAAAAGAAGGAUCAGUGAUAAAAAAUGUCAAAAGAUAAUUUAAAACAAAAUGUGUCAACAACCCGUGCAACAACAACAGCAACAGCAGAAACUACUCUCAACCAUGUGGCACCAACAACAUCACCGAUGCCACCGUCGCCAGCUUUUGAAAUAACACCCUCAAUAUUAGCGAUACCGGCGAUAAGAAACCCACAAACGCUUCCGCCAGCUUAUGCACCCUCUUACACCUACCGCCAUCCCUUGAAUAUGCAUAUUGUCGGCGGCAUACAAGCACCGCCAGUAGGGCCAAGCGCUCAAGAGCUCACCUGUCCGCGUUGCCUGCAGCGUGUUCGGACGCUAGUUGUAUACGAACCAACACAUGGCCGACUUUGUAUGAGCAUUUGCGCGUUGCUAUGCAUGUGAGUUUACCGUUACUUACGAUUAUAUAAACAUUGGGCCUCGAUAAAUUUGUUUAGUGAGUAUUUAAGGGAUUUUGGCGCUAAAUGCUUAGAGAAGCGCGCGUAAUUAAUUGGGACCGACUCAUCGUA
This is a messenger RNA of Bactrocera dorsalis (oriental fruit fly), 661 nucleotides long. RefSeq lists its product as uncharacterized. The coding region runs from base 159 to 536 and encodes 125 amino acids. The transcript has a single exon. NCBI's taxonomy places the organism in Eukaryota, Metazoa, Arthropoda, Insecta, Diptera, Tephritidae. The record is from RefSeq and is a predicted model, not a curated record.